UUUCUUUAAGUGAACAUUAUUAUUGCCUUCAUGGAUCAUACAUGUUUUCAUUUCUUCUAAUUUCAGAUCAUUUUUGAAAAGAAAAAAAAAAAGAAUGGGUCUGAAACUCAUAUGGGUACCCUCCAUUUUGAUCAUCUCGUUGUUCCUAAGUGUUAAUUCAGAGGAACAAGUGGUGAAGCAAGCUUUGGUGAAGUUCAUGGAAAAGCUUGCACCAAAUAAUGCACAACGAGAUUCCAAGAAUUGGGGUUGGAACCUCACAUCAGAUCCAUGCACUGAUCAUUGGCACGGUGUGAUUUGUCAUUCGGACAACAAAACCGUGAUGAGCAUAGUUCUUGAACAUUUAAAUCUGAAAGGUGUUCUAGAUGCUACUUCUCUUUCCACUGCGAAGUCUCUUAUGCUCCUUAGCCUAAAAAACAAUGCUCUACAUGAUUCUGUUUCGGAGGACAUAGGGAACUUGAAGUCCCUAACUCAUCUCUAUCUAAAUGGUAACCGAUUCUCCGGAAAGCUUCCGAUCUCUAUUGGGAAAAUAACCAGCUUGAUGAGGCUUCAUGUUUCCGAUAACAACUUCUCCGGAGAGAUACCUGAAAUGUCUCGUCUUUCGCAGCUGGUAUCUUUUCUUGCAGACAACAAUAACUUCACCGGAAGAGUUCCUCAUUUCGACUUCUCAAAACUUCAGUUGUUUAAUGUCUCAAACAACAAGUUAUAUGGUCCUAUUCCUGAUGUUAGAGGAAAAUUCUUUCAAGAUAGCUUUUAUGGUAAUCCUGGUUUGUGUGGAAAACCACUUGCUAAUGCAUGUCCACCUGCACCAGCACCUGCACCUGCAGCUCCUCUUCCUCUUCCUCUUCCUCGGCCACCUCCGAAUUCAUCGCACGAUGGUUUUAAGCUUUAUUUAGGAUACAUAGUUCUUUGUUUCAUGGUGUUGGCUUACAUUGUCCUGAAAUUGGUUCGAAAAUUCAAGACAAAAGACAGAGCAUUGGAUGAAAUGCAAAAGACAGAGAAGGACAAGCCUAAUAGUGAAGCUUAUUACAAUUCAAGUGGAUCAAAGAGUGGAAUAAUAACUGGAAUGAGAUCAGAGAGUUCAUUUUCAUCUUUGGAAAGCGGCAUGGCUUCAGCUUCCGGUCUUGUGGUUCUUUCGAGCGCAGAGUAUAAGGCGCUGCGAUUCGAGGACUUGCUUGGUGCUCCGGCGGAGUUGGUUAGGAGAGGGAAGAAUGGAAGCCUGUACAAGGUGAUGAUGGAGAAUGGGAUGGUUUUGGCAGUGAAAAGAGUCAAGGAUUGUGGGAUUUCAAAGCAACAUUUUCAGACAAGGAUGGAGAUCAUAGCAAAAGUGAAGCAUCCAAGAGUGCUUCCACCUCUUGCAUAUUAUUGCUCUCAUCAAGAGAAGCUCCUUGUCUAUGAAUACAUGCACAAUGGAAGUCUCUUCAUGUUGCUUUAUGGAUCCCAAAGUGGCGGGCACCACUCUUUUGGUUGGCGGAGUAGACUAAAAGUGGCGGUCGACGUAGCCGGGGCACUAGCACACAUGCAUGAGAAUCUGAGAGAGAGUGAAGUAGCAUCACACGGCAACUUGAAAUCAAGCAACAUCUUAUUUGACAACAACAUUGAUCCAUUCAUAAGCGAAUACGGCCUAUUUGUGACCGAAAAUAAUAACCAACACUACUACUACGGUGUCAAAGGUGAUAUCUACGCCUUCGGUGUGAUACUCCUUGAGAUGCUAACCGGGAAAGUGGUUAAGAAUAGUGAUGGGUUUGGUGAUUUGGCGAAAUGGGUGAACUCGGUGGUGAGAGAGGAAUGGACAGUUGAAGUUUUUGACAAGUCACUAAUCAGAGAAGGUGCAUCUGAAGAGAGGAUGAUGAGCUUGUUGCAGGUAGCGUUGAAUUGCACCAGUGCUUCCCCAAAUGAUAGGCCAAGUAUGAAUCAAGUUGCAAUGGUUAUAAGAUCCCUCAAGGAGGAUGAAGAAAAAUCAGUGUCCUUCUGACUCACAAGCAAGCUUUAAUUUGAUUCAUGUGGAGACUCUACGUAGUAACUAUAGGGUUCUAUUUUGAGAAAGAAAUAAGGAAAGUCAGAAAGGAUCUAUUUUGUUACAUAUUGAUGAUAAGUACCAAUUUUUUGUAAUGGAAUUUAAUCAGCGUCUGAUUCCGAUGAGAAACCAAAAGUAAGAGCUGAUUUCCGUGGGAAAACGAAAAGCACUAAUGUCAAAUAAAUCUAUUUCAGUGAUUGUGGCUGGA
Arachis stenosperma is the source of this 2222-nucleotide messenger RNA. Its product is annotated as probable inactive receptor kinase At2g26730. The record is from RefSeq and is a predicted model, not a curated record. The coding region runs from base 95 to 1972 and encodes 625 amino acids. The transcript is spliced from 2 exons. NCBI's taxonomy places the organism in Eukaryota, Viridiplantae, Streptophyta, Magnoliopsida, Fabales, Fabaceae. Gene Ontology annotation, biological process: protein phosphorylation. Gene Ontology annotation, molecular function: protein binding; protein kinase activity; ATP binding.